This is a messenger RNA of Eurytemora carolleeae, 2294 nucleotides long. It is a transcript of the gene CDase, whose product is annotated as neutral ceramidase. Bases 86 to 2257 code for a protein of 723 amino acids. Lineage: Eukaryota; Metazoa; Arthropoda; Copepoda; Calanoida; Temoridae. Gene Ontology annotation, cellular component: extracellular region. Gene Ontology annotation, molecular function: N-acylsphingosine amidohydrolase activity. Gene Ontology annotation, biological process: sphingosine biosynthetic process; long-chain fatty acid biosynthetic process; ceramide catabolic process. The record is from RefSeq and is a predicted model, not a curated record. The transcript has 13 exons.
AGAUCUGACCACUGUUAUAUAUAGUUAUAUAUAUAUAAUGAACAAGAGAUAAGCAUGUUUUAAAGAUAGCAGUCAUCUAGCAGAGAUGUUACUGACCAGUCUGUUUGUGGUUGUGUCCGUAGGACUGGUUGCUGGAGGAAGAUAUAAUGUUGGAACUGGUAGAGCAGAUUGUACUGGUCCAGCUGCUGAGAUCGGUAUGAUGGGAUAUGCUAAACAAGGACAAAGUACUCAUGGCAUUCAUAUUAGGCUUUAUGCUAGAGCAUUCAUUAUAGAGGAUCCAGAGACAGGUGUGAGAGUUGUGUUCGUAUCAGUUGAUGCAGGAAUGAUGGGACAGAUGGUGAAGAAAUAUACAAUUAAGAAACUUGAAACCAUGUUUCCUGGAGUUUAUACAGAGAAAAAUAUUGUUCUUUCUACAACCCAUACUCAUUCAGGACCAGCAGGGUUCAUGCAGUACGUGUUGUUUAACGUACCCAACCUUGGUUUCCUGCAGGAGUCAAUGGAUGCUCUGGUUGAUGGUAUUACUGAGGCAAUUAGGAGAGCACAUGUAUCCGUAGUGCCGGGAUCUAUCUAUCUCAGCUCUGGUAUAGUAGAGGAGGCGAAUAUCAACAGGAGCCCCACCUCCUAUGAUGCCAACCCUGCUGAGGAGAGAGCUAAAUACUCCGGGAAUACGGAUAAAGAGAUGGUUCAACUAAACUUCUUUAAUGAUGCUGGUCAGGCUCUAGGAGUACUCAACUGGUUCGCGGUUCAUCCAACCUCGAUGAACAACACCAACCUUCUCAUCUCCGGGGACAACAAGGGUGCCGCCAGCCAGAUGUUUGAGAAGGAGAUGAAUCCUAAUUAUGUGACCGGUCAGGGGCCGUUCGUUGCUGCCUUUGCAUCAACCAAUCUUGGAGAUAUUUCUCCAAAUAUUAUGGGUCCCAGAUGUAUAGAUACAGGAGUAGAAUGUGAUCUAGAGCACUCUACAUGUGAUGGAAGAGUACAGAAGUGUAUUGCAUCAGGUCCAGGAAAAGAUAUGUUUGAAUCAACCCAGAUUAUUGCAGACAGACAAUAUCAAGUAUCCAAACAACUCUUCUUAAACACUGAAGGAUUUGAGGAACUGAUGGGAUCUGUGGAUUAUAUUCAUCAAUGGAUAGAUAUGAGUAAAUAUGAGGUUACCCUAGAGGACGGAUCUGUAAACACAACCUGUAAACCUGCUCUGGGGUAUAGUUUUGCUGCUGGUACUACAGAUGGACCUGGAGAAUUUGAUUUCACACAAGGCGUCAUUACUGGCAAUCCGUUCUGGGAUUUUAUCUCAGGACUACUAAAGGAUCCAUCCCCUGAGCAGGAAGCUUGUCAUGCACCUAAACCUAUUCUACUGGAUACUGGAGAGUUUACUCUACCCUCUGCAUGGCAUCCUACUGUAGUGGAUACCCAGAUACUCAAGAUUGGAAAGGUUCAUCUUUUGGCUGUUCCUGGUGAGCUAACAACUAUGGCUGGUAGACGGGUUAGAGAAACUGUGGCAGAUUCCCUUAAACCCCUUGGAGAUGAUAUAGUUCCAGUCAUAGCUGGACUUUCUAAUACAUACACUCAUUAUAUUACAACCUUCGAGGAAUAUCAAAAGCAGAGAUAUGAAGCAGCUUCUACUAUAUACGGACCUAACACACUGCUGGCGUAUCAGCAACAGUUCUCUAAACUAGCAGUAGCCUUAAAGGUUGGAGAGGAACUUCCUGCUGGAACACCACCUGAUGAUCUAUUGGGAGCACAGAUAUCCUUUGUACCUGGAGUAGUUUAUGAUCAACCUCCGGCAGGUUCAGAUUUCGGAGAUUGUGUUGUUGAACCUGGAGAUGCUAGACCAGGAGACAGGGUUACAGCAACCUUUAUCUCCGGACAUCUUAGGAACAAUCUGAUGCUGGAGAAAACCUUUCUCCGGGUAGAGUUGGAGGAGGGGCAGGGGGAAUAUAGGAUUGUAGCUGUGGAUUCAGAUUGGGAAACUAAACUACAAUGGCUCAGAACAAACUCUAUUUUGGGAUCGAGUGAGGUGACAAUUACCUGGGAUAUUCCCUUGGAUGCCGUUCCUGGUAAUUAUAGAAUAGUUCAUCUUGGUCAUUACAAGCAUAUUCUUAGAGGUAUAACUCCUUACCAGGGUUCUUCAAGGAUAUUUAGAGUUGGUUCAGAGAACAAACAAAACCAAGGUUUGACAAGCUGGGGUAGGUUUCAAAAGAAAAAGGUGGAAAGAGAAACUGACGACAUCGAUAUUUUUUCCCAGUUUUUCAUGUAAAUUUUCCAAUUACAAUAAACCUUUAUUAUGAAAAUUA